This is a messenger RNA of Oreochromis niloticus (Nile tilapia), 1703 nucleotides long. RefSeq lists its product as uncharacterized. NCBI's taxonomy places the organism in Eukaryota, Metazoa, Chordata, Actinopteri, Cichliformes, Cichlidae. The transcript has 2 exons. The record is from RefSeq and is a predicted model, not a curated record. The coding region runs from base 240 to 1703 and encodes 487 amino acids.
ACAUGCGCAUAGAGAGGAAGCAGGAAAUGCAGAGAACAGUGGGAAAGCAUGGCUACACCUGUGUAAUCAUUCAUGUGGAAUCCAAAGCAAUCCUUCAAAGGAGUCCUUCAGAAAGCAAUAGUCUUUCACUCCAGUUCAAUGAUGUCAGUGCAAGAUGAUUGCUAUGUUUGGAGUCAUUAAAGGAGCAAGUACGCUCACCUUCUUGGCUCUUGAAAAGGAGUUUGGCUGGCUGUUUAUCUAUGUUCACACUCAGGGAGUUUAACAUACAGAGAGAACAGUACAGUGAAAGACUAUAUUCGUCAGAGGGAUUCUCCAGCAUAGUUAUGGAUGCCAAAAUGGACGACAAAGUGUCAUCGGUUUCCAGCUCCAAGCGCACCUCUUCUUCAAAGCAUUCAGUAGCCAGCGCCGCUGCAAAAGCCAGAGCUAUCGCUGAAGCUGCACGCACCAGGGCCACAUUUGCACAGAGGGAGCUCGAAAUAAAAAAACAAAAGGCCAAGUUGGAUUUAGAAAAGGCUACUCUUGAGGCAGAUCUAGAAGCAUUGGAACUUGAAAAAGCAGCUGCCGUUGCUGUUGCUGAGGCUGAGGUUUUAGAAGCAGCAGCAGGCAUAGACUGUGAUGAUAUACACAGCAACAGGAGUGGCAUCUCACCUUUGUCCAUCAAACAGCAAACUGAGGCAUACCUCGAAGAUCAAGCUCGAAUCAGUUUUAAACCUGCCAUAGAUUCUCAAGCCACACUGAGUCCCAUCUAUGUUAAGAAAGCAUCGCUGUCAACAAAACAAGAACUCCCAGAAUCCAACGUAGAAUAUCACACUCUAUCCACAAACCCUGGUUACUCACAGCUAAGUGAGCAUCAGCCAACUACAGGACAGCAGCCGUUCUCACCUCAGUUCACUCCAUUGAGCCCUCGCUAUUUUUGUAAGGCAUCUUCAGAACGCAGUCCACACAUACAGCAUUCAGAUACUUCUCAAAGGAUCAGUAUACAGCAAAACUCUCAGACUCCAUCUACAGGCAUGUUAGACUUUGUAAAGUAUCUGGCACGCAGGGAAUUAGUAACCGCAGGUCUCACUAAAUUUGAUGAUCAGCCAGAAGGCUACAGAGCUUGGCAGUCAUCCUUCGUCAGCACCAUUCAGGAUUUGGAGCUGACAGCCAGUGAAGAGUUAGAUCUACUAGUAAAAUGGCUUGGCAAGGAAUCAUCAGAACAUGUAAAAAGGAUCCGUGCUGCUCAUAUCACUAACCCUGAAGCUGCGCUUAAUUUGUCAUGGUUGAGACUUCAAGAAUGUUAUGCAACCCCAGAAGUGAUAGAGUGUGCUCUCUUUAAGCGACUGGACUGCUUCCCUCGCCUCACGUUGAGAGAAAACAUAAAACUAAGGGAAUUAAGUGACCUACUGAUGGAGCUUUUGGCAGCCAAGGAAGAUGGUUAUCUACCAGGUCUUAGUUACUUGGAUACUCCAAGAGGCAUUAACCCCAUUGUCGAAAAGCUGCCAGUGAACCUGCAAGAGAAAUGGCUCUCCGCUGGUUCAAGGUAUAAAGAACAGCAUAGGGUAUGUUUUCCCCCAUUUGCCUUUUUUGUGGAUUUUGUCAACAGUGAAGCCAAGGCUAGAAACGAUCCCAGUUUUGUUUUGACAAACAGCAGCCGUUAUUAUAAUCGAAAUGAAAAACCCAUGGCAAAUCAUGAUGGUGGGAGAACUGCCAUAGCCGUUUGA